AUGAAGCUGACGAGGAAGAGGUGCCCAGUACCACUUUACUGUUCUCUGUUAUCUCUGCGAACCAUUUUAACUUCAGGCGCCGGCUUCUUUACCGAUUCCUACGAUGUUUUCGUCAUCAACUUGGUCACACCCAUGCUGGGCUACAUCUACUAUUCCGGUCCCAACAAAAUGCCUGCCGAUAUAGAAGGCAUUCUUAAAGGCAUGGCGUCCGUCGGAACACUUUUUGGGCAGAUUUUGUUUGGUUUUCUCGGCGAUACAUUUGGUCGAAGGAUCUACGGUUUCGAACUUAUUAUCAUCAUCGUCGGUACCAUCAACUGCGCCACGGCCUCCUCAGCUAUUCGAGGCGUCUCGGCCAUUGCAUUUUUGGGAUUUUGGCGUCUCAUACUCGGUCUUGGUAUUGGCGGCGAUUACCCCAUGAGCGCGACCAUCACGUCCGAGUGGUCUUCGACGGGUCGGCGAGGCAUGAUGCUAGCCUUGAUCUUUUCCAUGCAAGGCAUUGGCAAUUUGGCAGCGGCCAUCGUGACAUUGAUCAUGCUCGCUAUUUUCAAGCAAGGGAUUCAAUCCGACGUCUACAUGCUCGAUUAUGUUUGGCGGUUUUGUAUCGGACUAGGCGCGGUGCCGGCCUUUGCCACCAUUUAUCUACGUUUUAGCAUGCCAGAAUCGCCUCGCUACUCACUCAAUGUCCAGCAUAAUGCUCGAGCCGCGGCGGAAGCCAAAGGCCACGAACCCUCCACUGAUCUUAUUCGACAGUUUUCCAAUCCAGAUCGAGCGCCCAAGCGAAAUCACUGUCAGGAAUUUUUCGCCUACUUUCGCCAGUGGAAGUACGGCAAAGUAUUACUGGGGACGUGCUUAUCGUGGUUUCUUCUGGAUAUUGCAUUUUACGGUCUCGGCUUGAACAAUGCGUAUGUGCUGAACGCCAUUGGGUUCUCCAACAAAAGCACCCCCUUUGAUACACUGUGGGCGAAUACCGUCGGCCAGCUUAUCAUUACCUGUCUUGGUUCGGUGCCAGGGUACUAUCUGACGGUGUUUUUCAUUGAACGCAUGGGCCGUCGCCCGAUCCAGAUUAUGGGGUUUGCCAUGUGCACUAUCUUGUUCACCAUCUUGUCUGCCGCUUACUACCAAUUGCGGGAUCAAGCCUUGCCGGCCUUUAUUACCAUUUUUACCCUUGCCCAAUUGUUCCAAAAUUUUGGUCCCAAUACCACGACAUUCAUUAUUCCGGGUGAAGUGUUUCCCACCAAAGUCAGAGCAUCCGCUCAUGGCGUUUCCGCAGCAUCAGGCAAAGCAGGCGCCAUCCUGGCCGCUUUUGCUUUCAAUGUCGUUUCCGAUAUAGGCAGUAAAAAGCCGGGCGAUCAUGCAUUUUUACCACAAACCCUUGGUAUUUUUGCCGCCAUCAUGUUUAUCGGUAUGAUUGUGACGAUCCUGUGGAUUCCGGAAUCCAAAGGUAGAGACUUGGAUGAAUUCGAAGAAGACUAUGUUCCUCCCGUCAAUCUACCCUUGGCAAGAAUGUUCUCCGGACGAAGAAGCAAUCGAGCCAGCGGAUCCCAAGCUGGCGGGCCUCAUCGGUCAUCCGACCAAUCCAACGUUCCUGCCACCUCCACUGAAGAAAUGCAAAACAAAGUAUAA
Molecule: messenger RNA, 1623 nt
Organism: Radiomyces spectabilis
Lineage: Eukaryota; Fungi; Mucoromycota; Mucoromycetes; Mucorales; Radiomycetaceae
Product: major facilitator superfamily domain-containing protein
Exons: 3
Coding region: 1-1623 (540 amino acids)
Biological process (GO): transmembrane transport
Cellular component (GO): membrane
Molecular function (GO): transmembrane transporter activity
Source: RefSeq, a predicted model, not a curated record